Molecule: messenger RNA, 444 nt
Organism: Oryza sativa Japonica Group (Japanese rice)
Lineage: Eukaryota; Viridiplantae; Streptophyta; Magnoliopsida; Poales; Poaceae
Source: RefSeq, a predicted model, not a curated record
AUGGCAUUCUGCUCUUGUUCUGGUGGAUUGAUUGAUUGGUGUGCUUGUGCGGAUGAUUUGUGCGAAGGCGACGCCAAGAACGCCCACCUGAUGUCUCUGGACGGCGUCGCGGAGAGGCUGCGGCUGUUCAAGGCCGACCUGCUCGACUACGGUAGCGUGGCGGUGGCCAUCGCCGGCUGCAACAACGUCUUCCAUGUGGCCUACCCCGUGCUCCUCUCCGCCCCUAACCCAGGGGUUCAUACACAUGCUGCUGCUGUAACGGGCACGACGAAUGUGCGGAAGGCUUGUUCAGAAGCAAGGUUGGGACUUGGGAGGGUUGUGGUGGUGUCAUAUGUAUCUGCUGCGAUGGUGAAUCCUAACUGGCCUGAAGGCAAGGCCGUAGCUUGUGUCGAGAAGGAAUUUUUCGUUGGUCCAUCUGUUCAUGAUCUGCCUGCUUCUGCUUGA